AUGGCCCUUGCGAUUCGCCUUCGAGAACUACCGAGGGAAGUAACCGCCACUGGCCCGCCAGCGCAACCGUGGGGCACAAGUGACAAGUCCAAAACGUAUUGGAGCGCUGAGCUCCCCUCUCCUCCCGCAACGGCCUCAUUUUCCCAACACUCGCAAAUAUGGCAGUACAAAGAUCCCAGUGGCACUGUGCAAGGACCGUUUUCGUCUCAGCAGAUGCAGGACAGGUCCAGAUCGAAUCCCUUCAACGAAGACCAUCCCAUAAAGCACGUCGACGACCUCACAUACCAACCAUCUGGUCUUCUUCCGCUCAAGUUCGGGGACGCGGACGAGCAGCAACGCCAUCAGCAGGCCCAGCAGCAACAACGCUUGCAUCGGCGAGUGCAGUGCCUUGUGACGAUCUGCCUGCUCCAGCACGACAUCCUCGGAGACAGUGUUUAUGCACCUCAGGCGGCCUAUGCCCGUACACGGUGCACAAGCCUGAUAGAGCGGGAGGUUCUUGUGGUCCGCUGGCUCUGUGCAAAGGCGAAGAUAUCCUCACCUGUACUGCUGGGUGCUGGGAGUAUACGCUCGCCGCUUGUCCUGAUGGCCUUUAUAUUCAGUCCGCAACCCCGAUCCGCCGACCGAAUUUACGCCGGGCUCAAGGAAAUCUGCGUGGUGGACAUGAGAUAUACCGGAUUGCAACGAGGAGUGGCGCGCUGCGAUCAACAGUGUCACACAUGGGACUCGGCACGGGAUAGCUUGCGGACGCGGGGUUUCGCGGCGGGACGCAGGAAAAGGUUCGAGUGGGCGGUAUCGCUUGCCGGUGGGGAGUACCGCUACCUCUUUUGGCGGCCGGACAAGAACAUAAUAGUGGAAGUUGACGGCAGGCAGCAUUUCGAAGCUGUCAACUGGAGGGGUAGCAACGAUACGCGCAGGGCCGAGGCCGGAUUCAAGACACUCUCGGUACCGCCGUUACGCGCAUAUUACGGGUGCAUCAGUGCUCAACCCGACCUUUGGAAUUCGCGAGACACAACUCUUGCAGCAAUCAAAAUAGCCAUCGCGUCGGCAAAGCUUGGCGUACUUUUUGUGUCUUCCGACAGCGCUACCUACGACAGUAUGCGUUCCCGGAUGCUAAACUACGCGUCAGUUAAGUGGGGCCAUUCGGAAUCUCAGUUGCUUGAGUCCCAGGACUCCCAUUCGUCAGAGUUCACGGAGGACUAG
Molecule: messenger RNA, 1200 nt
Organism: Fimicolochytrium jonesii
Lineage: Eukaryota; Fungi; Chytridiomycota; Chytridiomycetes; Spizellomycetales; Powellomycetaceae
Exons: 8
Coding region: 1-1200 (399 amino acids)
Molecular function (GO): protein binding
Source: RefSeq, a predicted model, not a curated record